Messenger RNA from Exophiala viscosa, 1051 nucleotides. RefSeq lists its product as uncharacterized. The transcript has 2 exons. NCBI's taxonomy places the organism in Eukaryota, Fungi, Ascomycota, Eurotiomycetes, Chaetothyriales, Herpotrichiellaceae. The record is from RefSeq and is a predicted model, not a curated record. The coding region runs from base 114 to 740 and encodes 208 amino acids.
UGUGAUGCCAAGCGGGAGUUGCAGGGCGUUGCUUACCUAGCCUGCAACACGCAGGCAGCAGUCGCAUACUGGACAUACUUGGACCGCUAGCCGGGCAUCAAUCGGGUUAUAAAAUGCGCUGGGAGAUUUCCCCGCGUGCAACGCAAUUUCCCGCGUUAUCAACUGCAGUGUUCCGGCCGUUUUCGUCCGGGACAAGAUAUGGAGUGCUUACAGGCAUUCGUCUCUCAAUCGGGCGUCGUGCAUAUGCACGCUUCAUACCAGGUGCGUAUGCCCACUUACUGUUGUUGCCUGAACGAAACCAUGCAACAACAUAUCCAGUAUACGGACACACACAGCGUAACAUGGCAUUCUUUCUAGCAGGCGAAGUUGCCAAUACCGAUAAUGCCCCAUCCAAUAUCCCUAUUCGAAUUUUGGUCUGCGCGCUUCGGUCCUUAGUCUCGCGCUUCGUACCGCAAAUGGCAGUAUCCAAGCUUCAUUGUGUUCGUCUUCUGCAACGCCGCACCGACAAUAUUCGCAACGGUUGCUCUGUAUGGCGAUAUGCUUUUCCCACGCGGAAGUCAGUCUCAGUCAAGCACUGGCAGGAAACUUUCUGCCAAGUUUGGUGGCUGACACACCAGGAAGCAUACUUCCACAGUCUCUCCAAUGAUCUCGUCAGGGCGCAAACAUUCGUUCGACUUUUUGGAAAACGCCUUCCCUCUCGGGGACAAGACGGGCUACGGCCGCUGCACCAAAAAGAAUAACACGAGGUCGUACCCAGUUUGGAGCCCCUUGCAAUGAUGCGGUGCAUUCGAUAUGCACCAACAGACGCUACGGAAUAAGCAGGUUCCGUUUGGCGUACAGCAAACGCCCUUCACUCUUGCUACCUCGUAUCUCAACCAUGGCGAAUGCGAAAUGUCAGUCGUACUCAACGCUCGCAUCUCCUAGGAGCAAUUAAGGCCACGCAAGGGCGUACCCCUCGUUCCCGAUGAUCGGCAUUUAAGGCUGGCCAGAUCACCCAAAGAUCACCUAAGAUCACCGGUGAUAGGCAGUGUGAAUCUAGGCCACGAUCUCC